AUGCUGGCCCAUUCCAGUUACCCAGGCAUUAGUAGAAUUAGUAGUAACAGCGCAGCUAGAGUUAACAGGCCCCCGUACGCUGGGACCGCUGCAACGACACACGACACCUACCGCCAAUACCCCACGCUUCACACAGAAAUCAUGAACAUCGACGUCCAACCUCCGAACCAGGUCCAAGCCGGAUCCACGCUGUACCCACCGCUAGUUGUCACUUCCGACAGCAGCGCAGACUACGACUUUUUGCAGGUGAUGGCGCUCGAUGCUCACGGCCGCGUCCUCGACGGCGUGCUACAUGGGACCCUAUCGACCGCCCGACAAGCUCUCGAUGAUAAUGCCGGAGGUGGGGCCAGUUCGUACUCCUCACUGGAAUAUGCCGUGUUCCCUGACCUGGCAUUUCGGUACUCGGGGUCGUACUAUUUGCGAGUCAGUGCCGUGCGUAUAGACUACAGCCAGCCGGAGCCCGAGGCUGUCGUGGUCACGUCGCUUUGCACUAGGGAAGUGCUGGCCUGGGAAGUCCCUGUUGCGGUCGAAGUACCAUCGAGCCAAGAAAAGUCUCUUCUGCGCAGACUACGACGCCACGGCGGAUUUGGAGUCCCCAGGCCUCCAACUCGUUGA
This is a messenger RNA of Pseudomassariella vexata, 615 nucleotides long. RefSeq lists its product as uncharacterized. The record is from RefSeq and is a predicted model, not a curated record. The transcript has 2 exons. Bases 1 to 615 code for a protein of 204 amino acids. Lineage: Eukaryota; Fungi; Ascomycota; Sordariomycetes; Amphisphaeriales; Pseudomassariaceae.